AUGGAGAACUUCUUUGGCAACCAGCCCUCCCAGAAGGAGCUGCAGCGCCGCCACUCCAACCAGCGCAACCAGAGACGCCAGGCCAACCAUGCCCUGAAUCAGCAGAACCACCAGAACCACCAGAACCAGUCGCAGCUCCAGUACUCGCCCGUCGCCCCAGCCAACCAGGACACCCCCAUGGCCAACACCCCCAUGGCCGGCGCCGACUCCCUCGACGAUAUCAUCAGGAACAACUCCUUUCAGAUCCACAACAGACGACGCAGCCUGCCCAAGCAGUUCCCGCCUCCCCUGCCCCAAGCUGAAGUCGACCGCAGAAUGUCCGUCAUGGACUUUGGCAACGGAGACAACUCCUUUAGGGACUAUCAGUUUAGCGGCACCAUGCCCAACUCUCCCGCCGAUGCCGUCGGCCCCGGCUUGUUGAACCUCAAUACCAACAUGGCCAUGGUAUCCUCUGGCGCCUUUUCGCCCCAGAACAUGCUCACCAACGCUUUCCCUACGCUUUCGCCCGAGAUGAUGGGCAACAUGAUCGCUCUAUCCAACAUGAACAUGAGCCAGAUGGGCGCCGACCCCUCCAUGGGCAUGUUCACCUCGUCCACCCUGCUUAGCACCUUCGCGCCUAAUCCCAUGGACGGCCUGCAGACCGACUACAGUAUGGGUGUGUCGGGUGAUGGCAACAGCAUGGGUGGUGUUAUGGAGAACCGAGGUGGAUCUGCUGCUAUGACCAUGGACAACACCGCCGAUACCAACAUGAUGAAUACACCUUCCGAGUUCGCGGCAUCGCCCCAGCCUAAUCAACAGCAGGCUAGUCUGGGGGUUGACUCGGGCAUGAGCAACCUCUCAUCCAGCAUUUCACCCCAACCGUCAACCCACCUAGCAUAUCAGUCGCCUGUCCCGACCACUGAAUCGACACCAGAGGGCACCAGCUCACAGCCGCAGAACCUGGGGCCCGCCCCAACCCAGGGUCCCGCGCCCGAGAAAGCAAAGUCAAUAUAUUCCAAAAGUGGGUUUGAUAUGAUGAGAGCGCUUUGGCUUGUGGCCACACGGAAGAACCCCCAGGUCAACCUCGGUGCGGUUGACAUGUCCUGUGCCUUUGUCGUUUGUGACGUGACUAUGAACGACUGUCCCAUUAUCUAUGUUUCGGACAAUUUCCAGAACUUGACCGGUUACAGUCAGCAUGACACCGUGGGACAGAACUGCCGCUUUCUCCAGGCCCCGGAUGGCAACGUAGAAGCCGGGACGAAGAGAGAGUUUGUCGACAACGGUGCCGUGUACAACCUGAAGCGGACGAUUGCCGAGGGCAAAGAGGUACAGCAAAGCCUGAUCAACUACCGGAAAGGCGGCAAGCCGUUCCUCAACCUACUCACCAUGAUCCCCAUAACCUGGGAUACUUCCGAGAUCCGAUACAUCAUCGGCUUCCAGAUCGACCUGGUGGAAUGUCCGGAUGCCAUCGCGUCAUCGCAGGGCCCCGGCACCAUGAAGGUCAACUACAAGCACAGCGACAUUGGCCAGUACAUCUGGACACCCCCGGCUUCCAGCCAAUGGGAGCCAGAGAACGGCCAGACGCUGGCAGUCGACGACGUCUCGGCUCUACUACAACAAUUCAGCCCCAAAGGCGCCGUCUCGGACUGGCACAGACAGUCAUGGGAUAAGAUGCUCCUGGAGAAUGCUGAUGAUGUGGUUCAUGUUCUCUCGCUCAAGGGCUUGUUUCUCUACCUGUCACCUUCUUGCAGGCGCAUACUGGAAUACGAUGCUGCGGAGCUCGUCGGGAACUCCAUCUCGUCGAUAUGCCACCCAUCUGAUAUCGUCCCGGUCACGCGCGAGCUCAAAGACACCACCACUGGGAACACGGUCAACAUAGUGUUCCGCAUCCGGAGGAAGCAGAGUGGGUACACCUGGUUCGAGAGCCACGGCUCGCUGUUCGUAGAGCAGGGCAAGGGCCGGAAAUGCAUCAUCCUCAUAGGGCGCAAGCGACCUGUGUUUGCGCUGAGUCGCCGCGAGCUCGAGGCAAACGGUGGCAUUGGCGACAGCGAGCUCUGGACGAAGCUCUCCACCUCGGGCAUGUUCCUCUUUGUUUCUGCCAACGUCCGAUCCCUGUUGGACCUGCAGCCAGAGAACCUCGUUGGAACGAGCAUACAGGAGUUGAUGCGCAAGGAGUCACGUCCGGAGUUCGGUCGUACUAUCGAGAAGGCACGCAGGGGGCGGACCGUGACCUGCAAGCACGAGGUUCAGAACCGGCGUGGCCAGGUGCUUCAGGCGUACACCAUCUUGUACCCAGGUGACGCCUCCGAGGGACAGAAGCCAACGUUCUUGCUUGCGCAGACCAAGCUGCUCAAGGCGUCGUCUCGAGCUAUCGCACCUGCAGCAUCGCCCCUCGCCAGUCGGCAAGGAUCCGCCGGCCACCCGUCGAACGAGUCCAGGCCCGUGGCCCAUUCUAACAUGAUGCAGGGCAGCCAGACGCCGGACGAGCAGCAGCAGUCCGGCGUUGCUGGCGUUGUGUCUGCGGCUGGGGGCGGCAGUCUGGGUCCAGGGAACCAGGAUAGGGCGCUCGCUUCCGAUGAUAACAUCUUCGACGAGCUGAAGACUACGAGGUGUACCAGCUGGCAGUACGAGUUGCGGCAGAUGGAGAAGGUGAACCGCGUUCUGGCCGAGGAGUUGCACGGCCUGUUGUCGAACAAGAAGAAGCGUAAGCGUAGAAAGGGGGUCGGCAACGUUGCUCGUGACUGCGCCAACUGCCACACUCGUAACACGCCCGAGUGGCGGCGAGGGCCGAGUGGCCAGAGGGAUCUGUGCAACAGCUGCGGCCUUAGGUGGGCCAAGCAGACGGGCAGAGUAUCUCCACGGACUUCUUCUCGUGGGGGCAAUGGCGACACGGCAAGUAAGAAAUCCGCCUCGCCUGUGCAUGCGUCCUCGUUGCAGCGCGAGGUCUCUACUGGCGAAAUCAGCGAGCAACCGCCCGAGAGCGACACCAACACAACUCCGAACCGGUCUUCGACUACCCCCAGCGGGGUUCCCAGCAGUGGGAGCACGGGGACCACGCCAACCAAUCCCAAGGCGUUCUCGAUGCCCCCGCCAAGCCAGCCCCUAUUAGAGGGCGGUGUUGGCGGUAAUGAGAUGACAGCCAUCCAAGAAGAGCGCGAGGUGAUUUAG
This is a messenger RNA of Anthostomella pinea, 3147 nucleotides long. NCBI's taxonomy places the organism in Eukaryota, Fungi, Ascomycota, Sordariomycetes, Xylariales, Xylariaceae. The record is from the annotation of a GenBank genome assembly.